This is a messenger RNA of Sabethes cyaneus, 1887 nucleotides long. It is a transcript of the gene TyrRS, whose product is annotated as tyrosine--tRNA ligase, cytoplasmic. Gene Ontology annotation, molecular function: ATP binding; tRNA binding; tyrosine-tRNA ligase activity. The coding region runs from base 118 to 1692 and encodes 524 amino acids. The record is from RefSeq and is a predicted model, not a curated record. Gene Ontology annotation, biological process: tyrosyl-tRNA aminoacylation. The transcript has 2 exons. NCBI's taxonomy places the organism in Eukaryota, Metazoa, Arthropoda, Insecta, Diptera, Culicidae.
UUCGUGGUGUGUGAUUCGCCUUCUAAAAAAGUGAGAAAAAGGUUUUCGAUUGCAACAGAAAAGUGUAAUAACUUUUUCCAUUUCCAAUAAAUAAAGAGUGCGGCCGCAGCAAGCAAAAUGACGGCUCUUACCGCGGAAGAAAAGGAGCAGCUAAUCGCUCGCAAUCUGCAGGAAGUGCUGGGUCAGGAUAAUAUGCGAACCAUUCUGAAGGAGCGUGAUUUGAAAAUAUACUGGGGCACGGCCACUACCGGUAAGCCACACAUUGCCUACUUCGUGCCCAUGUCAAAGGUUGCGGAUUUCCUAAAGGCUGGCUGUGAAGUUACCAUCCUGUUCGCCGAUUUACAUGCCUAUCUGGAUAAUAUGAAGGCACCGUGGACGCUUCUGCAGGAGCGAACAAAAUACUACGAAGCCGUUAUCAAGGCAAUGUUGACUUCGCUGGGUGUUCCAUUGGAAAAGUUGAAGUUCGUUCGUGGAACAGAUUAUCAACUGUCGAAGGAAUAUACGUUGGAUGUCUACAAGCUGUCGUCGGUGGUUACGCAGCACGACGCCAAGAAGGCAGGGGCAGAGGUGGUCAAACAGGUUGAGCAUCCACUUUUGUCCGGAAUCCUUUACCCAGGUUUGCAAGCUUUGGACGAAGAGUACCUAAAGGUGGAUGCCCAAUUCGGAGGUGUAGAUCAGCGGAAGAUUUUCACCUUUGCGGAGAAGUAUUUGCCUCAGCUGGGAUACGCAAAGCGAAUUCAUUUGAUGAAUCCAAUGAUUCCCGGUUUGGCCGGUGGUAAAAUGUCCUCCAGUGAGGAUGAUUCCAAGAUAGAUUUGCUCGAUAGUGCCGCCAAGGUGAAGUCGAAAAUUAAGAAGGCUUUCUGUGAACCCGGUAACAUCGAGGAUAAUGGACUGUUGAAAUUUGUUAAGCACGUAAUCUAUCCGAUGUUUAAAGCCGGUGAAGGAUUUGAAAUUAAACGGAAAGCUGAUUUUGGUGGGGAUCUAAAGUUUGAAACUUAUGAAGCUUUGGAGGCCAGUUUUGCAUCGCAAGAGUUGCACCCUGGUGAUCUGAAGGGAGCGGUGGAAAUUUACAUAAAUCGUUUGCUGGAUCCUAUUCGAAAAGCUUUCGACGAUGAUUUUCAUAGGCAGCUUACCGAAAGGGCUUAUCCAACUGGAGCGGUAGCUGGGAAGAAGGCAUCGGCGCAAGUUGCCGGAGAAAAUACACCCGACAAGGUUGAACUUAAGGUGGGUCAGAUUACGGAAGCGGUAAAACAUCCUGACGCAGAUAGUCUCUGUGUGCUUAGCGUGGAUGUGGGAGGUGAAGCGAAGAAAACCAUCGUCAGCAAUUUGAUGGCUUACUACCCGUUGGAGGAUCUGAUAAACCGUUCGGUUGUCACGUUAACUAAUAUGAAGUCGUCGAAAAUCCGCGGAGUGGAAAGUGAAGGUCUAGUGCUGUGUGCCUUCAAUCAGGAUAAAUAUGAGCCCCUAUCAAUUCCCGAGGGUGCCAAAAUCGGCGAACGUAUCAUUGUGGAGGGUUUCGACAACACUAACGCGGAAGUGGCACAGCUGAAUCCGAAAAAGAAGGUGUGGGAUAAGAUUCAGGCUGAGCUAAAGACCAAUUCCGAUGGCGAAGCACUGUGGAAAGACUUCUCUCUACUAACACUUAAUGGCGAUAAAAUUUGCUGCACGCUGAAAGAAUGCAACAUCAAGUAGACCUGUUCGGCAAGGUUUCUUCGAGAAUAUCUACGCAUUAAACUGCCAAUCGUACGUUCGAUCGUACAGAUUUGGAUUGAAAUAUGGUUUGUUACAGUUGUUCAUUUCUUUUUCGCAAUAUGCAGCUUUGUUUCGCAAACGUUAGAAACUACUACAAUCUCUGUGACAGAUAAGCAUUUGGAGUAAACGUUCUCU